Patiria miniata (bat star) is the source of this 2719-nucleotide messenger RNA. RefSeq lists its product as uncharacterized. The transcript is spliced from 4 exons. The coding region runs from base 570 to 1664 and encodes 364 amino acids. The record is from RefSeq and is a predicted model, not a curated record. Lineage: Eukaryota; Metazoa; Echinodermata; Asteroidea; Valvatida; Asterinidae.
UAAAAUAAUGAAUAAUUCAUAAGGAGCAUGAAUAAUGCAAUGUUAUUUUCUGGCUGUUCCUUUUAGUGUACUUACCCCGCCAGCCUAAUUGCCCAAGUUAACAAGUUUGGACAUAUGUUCGUCGACAUUUAGGUCAUUUGAUAAUUCUAUCUUGAGAAUGAUUAUUUGGUAACAGUAUGUCAUCAUCAUUGUCAGUAAUCAAAGUCAACACUCCUUCUGAGUCAAUUUUAUGCGCGACGAGGGGUUGUGGUCAUUGCAUUACGGUAAGAGCGCUACCGCUCACAUGGUUUGUCCUCUUGCGAGCGGGCCGUGAAAGAAGCUCAGACCGAGCCAACCUUUGUCUAAAAGUCGCCCACUUUUCCCUCAUUUUGGGGCUGAGACAUUGCUGUCACAAGCUUUGAAGGUUGACAUCUCAAGUGCAUUACAGGCCUUCUCUAUUUUAUAUCAGGUACGAUGAGCCUCAGCAGAACAUUCCGUUACCGAAGCGACAAGCGGAUCAUACCGCCGAUGCACGACCCGAGACCGAUCUCAGUGCAACACACGGCUUUUCCCUGACACUAACAAUCCGCAUGGCAGCCAUACCCAAACUGGUUCAGCGUCUGUACUGCAUAUUCAUCCGUUCGGCAACCUUAUUUUGGUCUCCCAAGCUAGGCCCAACUAUAAGCCUGAUUCUUGACAAGGAAUCGGCAAGAGAUCAUCGGUUUGCACGUAAACUGAAACAAAAGGAGAAAGAACUGGGCCUGAAGUUUGACUUCCUGUACGAGCCUCUCCCUGAUACUGCCUCCGGAUGGAAACCUCAAGGAUACCAACGUCAACUGUGGAGCAGCUUCUUCAUGGAUCUAUCCGUUAAUGCUUCCAUCAUUGGCUGGACUGAUUCGGACGCGGUGUUCACGACGCCAGUGACUCCGGAAAACAUCUUCAACGGCCAUCGAUUGCGGGUGUUAACUUUCACUGACAUGGAGCGCAUGCACAAACUACGCUGGUACGACUCCACGCUGCAGGCCAUCGGGAAGGCAAUGAUUUCUGACUUCAUGACGUACUUUCCUACCUUCGUCUGGAGAGACACCUUCACCAACUGCAGGAAUCACAUAAUGAAGCACAUGAACGUCUCUCACUUUGAGGAUGCCUUUCUCCAGCUGUCCCACUUUAGCCCCGUCAACAUCAUCAUGAACUACGCUUACUACUUCGAGCACGACCGUUACGACUGGCACUUGGAUUUCAAGGAGACUUUGAAGAGCUAUAAUGCGAAGCUACCUCCAGGUGUAAACAUAAAACCGAGUGAGAAUAAACCAGAUUUACAUGUCACCAUCCACGAGAGCUACUACACUAAGAUGCCCUACCCAUUACUGCAGGGAUAUUGCGUAGCCAAGCGCUAUGUUGAUAUCCUUCCCACAAGCUGCCAGAAAUUUGAAAAUGUCACCAACUUUCAGCUGUUCGAGUUUAUCUCUUGCAAGAAAGCUGUGAAGGCCCAUCUGAGUCCCGGGACCUGGUGUUCGGGCAACGGGCGCCGGGAGUGUAUUCGACGCAUCGAAGCGCACUACAAGAACGUCAAGAAAUAUUACAAUCUUGGAUGGUAUGACCUGGAUCUGAGGCGAAUGACUGCCGUUGAGAAGGUAGCCAGGCGGGAAAAUAUCACAUGUCCAAAUAUAUUCCAAUUAGAUUAAAUGCAGUUUCAUAGUUUUAACAUCCCCACCCGAAAUAAUCGGUACAAGAUAAUAAGCACUAAUAAGCACAUCUUAUAAUAAUCAUAAUAAUAAGCACUGGUUGUUUAGUUGUAGUGCCUGUUGGAAUAUCACUACUAUUGACAGUGUAUCACUACUAUUGACAGUGUGAGAUACAAGUAAACGGUCAAUAAAAAAAAUACCCAAUGGCCAACAUCGUAUUCCAAGCAAAUUGUAAAUAUAAAUCGUAUAUGACAAUAUUGAGCCUAGUUCCCAUAUCGAGGUAAGAAGCACGCAGAGAGCAACGCAAACAAGACCCAAAAUGCAACGCAGAAAUAAUGGAAACAUUUCUAUCCGCAAAUGUCGCCGACAACCCAAACAGACGCAAACUAUAUCGCAGACGAUCGGCAAAGGUCAACUUUGCCGACUGUUCUGCGCACUGUCUGAGAAGUCUGCGCAGUCUGCAUAAGCUUAACGUCGAUAUUGAAACUCGGCUGAAACACUGCUACAAGUCUCUUUCAAAUUAAUACCAACUUACAACGUGUGGAAUUCGUAAGAGGGAGUGUCUAAUGUCUGUUGUUUGCAGAAGUAGAGCAUGCAGUCGCAAAUCGAAACAGAAGAAGAAUGUCUUCUGAACUAGGCAGUCAGUUUCGGGUCCGCUCAUAAGUCCGACGCCUCAUAGGUCCGACGCCUCAUAAGUCCGAAAUUUAGGACGUAUGAGGCGUCGAACGUAUGAGGCAUAACAGUUAUGUAUUCCGCCUCAUAGGUCCGACGCCGCAUAAGUCCGAAACAGCGUUUGUCUAUUGUCGGACUCAUGAGGCGGCGGACUUAUGAGGCGGAUUUAUGCCUCAUAAGUCCGACGCCUCAAUUUUGGGCUUAUGAGGCGCCGGACCUAUGAGGCGUCGGACUUAUGAUACGGCCCCGUCAGUUUGUAGGCAUUAAUGCAGUUACUUUGUUCGAGUUAUGGAAUGUAUGCAGCGUACCUUGGAACAAAGCUAACAUGAAUUCAGAUGUCUUUUGGUAAGACUGGAAUAAAGCGUACUAAUGUGACAUAGGAA